Molecule: messenger RNA, 513 nt
Organism: Thyridium curvatum
Lineage: Eukaryota; Fungi; Ascomycota; Sordariomycetes; Thyridiales; Thyridiaceae
Exons: 5
Coding region: 1-513 (170 amino acids)
Cellular component (GO): cytoplasm
Molecular function (GO): calcium ion binding
Source: RefSeq, a predicted model, not a curated record
AUGAUCAUCUACACCGAUAUCCUCACCGGAGACGAGAUUAUCUCGGACUCUUAUGACCUCAAGCUUGUCGACGACAUCGUUUACGAGGCCGACUGUGCCAUGAUCACCGAGGGUGGCGUCGAAGUCGACAUCGGUGCCAACGCCUCCGCCGAGGAGGCUGAGGAGGCCCUCGAAGACCAGGCGGUCAAGGUCAACAACAUUGUUCACUCUUUCCGUCUCCAGUCCACCAGCUUCGACAAGAAGUCCUUCCUGGGAUACCUCAAGGGUUACAUGAAGGCUGUCAAGGCUGCCCUGCAGGAGGCUGGCAAGUCCGCUGAGGAGGUCAAGGCUUUCGAGACGGGCGCCUCCAAGUUCGUCAAGGACACUCUGCUGCCCAACUUCAAGGACUACGAGUUCUACACUGGCGAGUCGAUGAACCCUGACGGAAUGGUGGUCCUCCUGAACUAUCGUGAGGAUGGUGUCACUCCCUAUAUCAUGGUCUGGAAGCACGGCCUUAAGGAGACGAAGGUCUAA